Molecule: messenger RNA, 1350 nt
Organism: Arachis ipaensis
Lineage: Eukaryota; Viridiplantae; Streptophyta; Magnoliopsida; Fabales; Fabaceae
Source: RefSeq, a predicted model, not a curated record
AAAAUUUCCUUUGUGCUUUCCACUUCUUUCCUUUGCCAAACGAGGCCUUAGGAUGUUCAACGCUUUCCUCUUGAACACACAUUUGCAGAGCUUUGGAGUACGGUGAGUCAGUUGAGGUGGAUUUCAGGAAAAAGAGAAGCCAAAAAGUUGCGAUAAAUUUUCCUUCAGACUAAGAUUUGGGCUACGCUUACUCCACUGAAUUUGUCACUCCUCCAACACCAACGCAUUGAUGCCAUUUCCGAUUUGUUGCGAGUUUUUUCCCAAACUCUUACUUUCAGGGACAAGUAAAUACAGGUGUUUUUGGAUGCAUGGAAUGCUCAACAAGUCAACAGUGACAAAACAACUUAUUUUCUAGUGUCAAAACUAAAGGUGUGACUAAAUCAUUAUAUUGAGUUAUAUCCAGAUAGACAUUACCAGAAGGUUGAGAUUUCCCAUUCCAAAAUCUCCUUGUGGUGUGAAUAGUGAGCAAGAAAUUCUCGUGUAAAAAAUGUGGAAGUCUUUAGUUGGAGAUGAUGAAGAGCAAGGGGAGAGCUUGUUGGGUGAGGAUUCAGGUGGCCUCUGCUCCCUCUCUCCAACACAGAGAAUUUACGGAUUUGCAGCUUGUUUGAUUGCUGGUCUUGCUUGCAUGUUACUGUCAAUGAUUGUUUUUGCCAAACCCAUCAAAUUUGCAUUAUUAUUCACCUUUGGAAACGUAUUAGCAGUGGGAAGCACAGCCUUUCUUCUUGGACCUGCACAACAACUCGGAAUGAUGCUUGAUAAUGCUCGUGUUUUUGCAACAGCCAUAUACAUUGGAUGUGUGGUUAUAGCACUCAUAUGUGCGCUCUGGAUUCAUGACAAGUUGUUGACUAUAAUUGCUAUCAUAAUUGAGAUUGGUGCUCUUAUUUGGUACAGCUUAAGCUACAUACCUUUUGCUCGUAGAAUGGUUUCUGAGUUGAUGAUUAGAUUAUGCGACACAGAACUUUGAAAAAAGAAAGAAAAGAAAAAUGCAACUGAUGCUGAUGCUGUGGAUUUGGUUGUUUGUUCUAAUAUAUAGAUUAAUUUGUAAUUCAAUUAAAAUUAUUGAUUGAUUGUGAGCUUCAUAAGUUUCUUAUAACAUAGUUUCAUUAGUUUGUGCUUAUGAAACGUCAUUUUGAGCAAUGACGAGUGUUGCAAUUAUUUUCCCCAAAUCAUCUACAUUCACUAGAAACAAUAUAAGAAUGUGAUGUAAAUCAAAUUUUAUUUUAUUUUUUUGCAAGGUAAGUCUGAAACAAACCACUUGCAGGGUUUAAUUCCAAAAACUGAACUCUGGACAGUAAGUCUCUAAUCGUAACCAAUUAAACACCCAAUGGGAGCCUCCAUUGGCAUUAGGAC